GCGCUCCCGCCAGCCCCCCCUACCCCCGCGUCCUGUUCGGUCAGCCGCACAGUGCGCGCCGCCUUUACAGAGCCCGGGAUUGCGAGGAGACAGACGAUUUUCUAUUUUGUACAUACAUUGUUUUGUAUAUACUGUAUAUGAUGACUUCGGUGGGAAGUGAACGCCCCCGGGGCACUCGGGAAAAAACACAGAUUUCAACUCCACAGACACAGCCACAGAAACAGGUACAGGCAACAGCUGAGCAAAUCCGCCUCGCACAGAUGAUUUAUGACAAAAAUGAUGCAGAUUUUGAGGAUAAAGUAAAACAGCUAAUGGAAGUAACAGGGAAGAAUCAAGAUGAGUGUAUGGUAGCUCUCCACGAUUGUAACGGUGAUGUGAACAGGGCAAUAAACAUUCUGCUGGAAGGAAACUCUGACACAGCCUCUUGGGAGACUGUUGGUGGUAAAAAGAAGAGUAUUGGAAAGGAGAGUUCUGAAAAUAAAGAAAACAGGGAAAAGAAAGGGGAUCGGGAAUUGAGUCGUGGCCGUGGGACUUCAAGCAGACGAGGCCGUGGAGGAAGCCGUGGCAGAGAGUUUAGAGCAGAAGAAAAUGGAGUGGACAAUGGCCCUGGUGACAGAACCUCAGAUCGCGCAAGACGUGGCCGUGGCAGAGGAUUUGGAGGACGUGGUAGAGGCAGAGGGUCAGGGAGAUUUUCUGCACAAGGCAUGGGGACUUUUAAUCCUGCGGAUUACACUGAACCAGCUGCUAGCGAUGGCUAUGGAGCCAAACCAGAGGUUUGGGAGACGGGUCAGAGUGAUGGCGACGAUGGAACUGGUAAAUGUGCCUGGAGGAAUUCCAUGGAAGAGUGGACUGCAGAAGACUGGAACGAAGAUCUUUCUGAAACAAAAGUUUUUACUGCGUCUUCUGUUCCUACGGAAAACCACAUCACUCCGGGGCAGAGCAUUGAUUUGGUGGCUCUCCUUCAAAAGCCUCCCUCAAGUACUGACCCGGAUUCUGUGAGUUUUGAUCCCUCUUCCCAGCAGAACUUUGGCCAGGCGUUAGUAUUCACCAAUUCCCAGCACAGUUCACAGGUGACGCCUGCAAGCAACAGCUCAGCAGCUGUUAGCAGUUAUCCUCCGCAGAGCCUGUCUUCUGUCCUGGGUUCUGGGUUUGGUGAACUGGGGUCUUCAAAACUGGCAAACUCUGCAGGAUCUCAAAUACUUGAACAGCUGAAAGGCCCAGGUUUGGGGCAGUUCCAAGCCCAGAGCGCUCAACAGAGUAGCAGUACAAAUCCAUCUUCCUCAUGGGAUAUAAAACCCACCACGCCGCAGUCAGCCCUUCUCAGUCAGUUCGAUUUUAAAUCCCAUCCUGAGCCAUCUCCAGUGCUGAGUCAACUUGCCCAGCGACAGCAACACCAGAUGCAAACUGUGCCCACCCCUCCUCCUGGCCUUGAAAGUUUCUCAACCCAAGUAAAGCUCCAUGAGACCUCACCAGUGGACAACUCCACAGCCGUCAGUAAAAUGCUGCAGCUGCCCAACUUGUCCUUGGAUCCCCAGGCCAUGUCUGUACAAACCCAGCAGCAGCAGAAACUGAUUAAACCUCAGAAACGGAGAGCGCCUCCUACAUCAAAGGUGCCAGUCUGCUUUUCCAUAUUGAAAAAGAUUCCUGCAUCGGCUGUAGAGAUGCCUGGAUCUUCUGAUGUCACCGGGUUAAAUGUGCAGUUUGGUGCCCUGGAGUUUGGCUCAGACCCCUCAUUGACGGAGUUUGCUUCAAGUGUAAGCCCAGAUAGCAUGAGUCAAGCACCAAAUAACUUGUACUCCAAAAACAUCAGUGACUCUCUUAAUACCUCUCUGCCAAUAUCCAGUACGUCGCAAGAGCCUAACUACACUGCAUCCGUAAGCAGCACUUCCAGCCUCAAUAACUCCUCACAGAGCAGCAGUCCGAUUGCCUCCGUCUCCAGCUCUUCCUAUGACCAGACAUCAGUGCACAGCAGGAUAGCAUACCAAACCACCGUGCCGCCAGUGGAUGUGGUGCCGGUCACAAAUGGGCACAAUGGAAUAAGGGCACCACAGUCUAUGAAUGUUGGCCCCACUGUCCCAUCUGUGAAGUCGGAUACUUCUGCCCCCAGCCUCUCCUCUGUAGGUUCCAGUGUAUCUUCAAACUCUGCAUCUCUCCUCCCACCAGUAUCUCAGCAUACAUCUGCUGUAACGUUGCCCAGCUUACCGCAGCCCAGUGACCUCACAAGCAGCUCUCUGUCUCAGCUCAACAGCACUUUGUCCGGGCACCAAAACAGCCUUCCUGCACCAUCAGUGCUGUCCUCUUCGGCCUCUCAUGCACACACAAGUGUAGAGAACACAGUGAGCCUCCAGCCUGCCACAACCUUCACUACAGCUCAAACAUCGGUUGCCAACACCACCUCUUCAGUAGCCAGCAUGGCUAGCAGUAUGAACACUACGAACAGUCUGGGCCUGAGUGCGCCAAGUGUCAGCAUGCCAGCAGCAACCACGCGGACUGUCCCAUUAGUAUCUUCAGGAAAAGCACCUCCGAACCUUCCUCAGGGUGUCCCCCCGCUGUUGCACAACCAGUAUAUUGUAGGACCUGGAGGGCUUCUUCCCGCUUACCCACAGAUUUACGGAUAUGAUGAUCUCCAAAUGCUGCAAUCAAGGCUCCCAAUGGAUUACUAUGGAAUUACAUUCCCAGCUCCUGCUACACUGACUGGCAGAGAUGGAGGUCUUGCAAGUAACCCAUACUCAGGUGAUGUAGCAAAGUUUGGCAGAGCAGACUCUGCUUCUCCUGCUCCUGCCACAACACUGGCCCAACCUCAGCAGAACCAAACUCAGACACACCAUACGGCUCAGCAGCCCUUCCUGAACCCAACGUUGCCACCGGGCUACAGUUACACUGGAUUACCUUACUAUGCUGGCGUGCCUGGAGUACCCAGUGCUUUCCAAUAUGGGCCUACAAUGUUUGUACCUCCUGCUUCUGCUAAACAACAUGGAGUCAGCUUAAAUACAGCAUCAACCCCUUUCCAACAGGCCGGUGGGUACGGACAGCACAGCUAUGGUGCAGUCAGUUUACCUUUUUUAGGUUAUGAUGAUCUCACACAAGGAACAGCUGGAGACUACAGCAAAGGAGGAUACAGUGGGUCAUCUCAAGCACAAAGCAAAUCUGCAAGCACUGGACCUGGCAAAGGUGUGUCAGUGAGUUCCAGUAACACAGGAGUUCCUGAUAUCAGUGGCUCUGUCUACAACAAGACUCAGACGUUUGACAAGCAGGGAUUUCAUGCUGCAACACCGCCUCCCUUUAAUUUACCAUCGGCUCUCGGAUCCACUGGGCCAUUAAACCCUGGUGCAGCUGCUGGCUACGCUCCAGCUCCUUUCCUCCAUAUUUUGCCAGCUCAUCAGCAACCUCAUUCUCAGCUGCUGCAUCACCACCUCCAGCAGGAUGGACAGGGUGCAUCCGGCCAGCGCAGCCAAGCAAACACAAUGCAGCAGAAAUCUCAGACGAACAAGACUGCCUACACCCCGUCCCCAUACUGGACAAACUGAUCCCUUUCAUGUGGAAGGAAUACAUUUCAAGCAACAUAAAGGAAGAGUAUGCUAGAGCCCAUUCCUGGAAGCCACUGCUAAUCGGAAUAUUUUACAGAAACAAAACUGUGACCAGCCAAAACGUCUGUGCGGGAGAAAUCUGCAAACACAUCUUGGUGUGAAAGUUGCCCGCUUUCCUUUUGGUUUGCUGUUAUAUGUAAUAUAUUUAUGUAUGUAUUUGUAAAUGUAAUAGAGCCUAAAUGUGGUUUUUCUGCAUUUUGCAGCCUUUUUUGUUUUUUCUUUGUAGGGGGCAUUUGAUCUAACAUAUGCAUCCAGUGCAAAUAUAUAUAAAUAUAUAUAUAAUAUUAUUUUUUGUUUUAAACUCCUUGGUUUGUUAAGGAAAGUGCCAUUUUAAAAGAAAAAGGAAAAAAAGCAAAAGCACCUCUUAUUUAAAUCCAAUUAAUGUUACUGUUCAGACAGAUUAAUCCCGUUUCUGUCUUUUUUUUUUUUUUUUUUUUUUUUUUUUUUUAAAUCUAUGGAAGAAAAUUAAUUUGGAACCAUUUGUUUAUAUUAAAGAAGUAUGGUCGUCCCCUAAAUCCUUCUGUCGGUCUUCACUAUCAUAACUUUAUUUCACUUUUUUUUUCUUUUUAAUUUUAUUUUAACAAAUAAAGUGUAAGGAGCAACUGCAGUA
This is a messenger RNA of Pelobates fuscus (common spadefoot toad), 4197 nucleotides long. It is a transcript of the gene UBAP2, whose product is annotated as ubiquitin associated protein 2. NCBI's taxonomy places the organism in Eukaryota, Metazoa, Chordata, Amphibia, Anura, Pelobatidae. The transcript is spliced from 28 exons. Gene Ontology annotation, cellular component: cytoplasm; nucleus. Gene Ontology annotation, molecular function: protein binding. The record is from RefSeq and is a predicted model, not a curated record. The coding region runs from base 138 to 3527 and encodes 1129 amino acids.